UUGUCGUUUGUUUACAUAUUGACGAUGAAGUUUUGACGUGUGCUUUCGCUUGUCUGUCUACGAUCUUCUUCACGUUUACGUAUAUACCAACAAUGAAAAAUGAGCUGAUUUAGCAGAUGUGAAGCAGGGUGCAGAAAUGCCUGGGGCUGGUCCCAAGAGUUACCCUUGCAUUUUGUGCAAUAAAAGGACAAAGCCUGGGGAUCGGCGACCUGUUUCUUCAAAUAGAAAGUAUACAGAUUUCCUUAAAAAGAACUACCUUGUAGAGGUUACACUAGAUGAUGUUUCUUGUAGCAAGUGUUACAGAAAAUACACCAGAUCUGUUUCCCUAUCUGAUAACAGCAACAUUUCAAGUCAGUUUCCAUCACAGCAUGAGGGUCAAGACCCAACCUAUCAACCACCAAAGAAACGUAAAACAAUGCAAACGUUACAGAGUCCUAAAAACAUUAUUUUACCUAUUGCUGCAUCAGGAAAUAGUCAUUCAACUUGCGUUGUAUGUAAAAGAAGGGGACCAAAGUUAGUGACUGUAUCUCUAGAAUCACGUUAUAGACUUUUCGUGGAGAAAGGACACCUUAUCAUUUCUGGAACAAGAUGCUGUCCCAAUCAUCUUAAUUCUGAUGGCUACUUUUCAACAGAAGCAAAAGGUGUAAUCAAAGAUGCUGACAAUGCAAAAUCUUGCUUUAAUCGUACUGAGAUUUUCAGUUUGAUUGACAAUGUUCGUGCCAUAGCAAUAAGAAAUGAACAGAAGAGGAUUGACUUUGAUGACCCAAAUUCUUUAACUGAUGGGGACUACGUUAGCCUGACUGGCCUAUCUAAAAAUGACUUUGAGGAUCUAAGCCAGUAUAUCUCUACCGUGAAGUCAUCUAAGAAUAGGACAAGCCGAACCUGCCUAUCAGUACUGCUAGUCAAACUUCGCACAGGAUUAUCCAAUAGACUGAUGUCAACCAUGUUUAACAUUGGGAAAUCAGCGAUAAGACGGGCCAUACAUUCAGCACGAGAGGCACUGUGUGUUAAUUUUGUACCAAAAUUUCUUGGAUUCCAGCACAUAUCCAGAGAAAAGGUUAUCAGUAAACAUACCCGUCCAUUAGCACAAGAGCUAUUUGGAAAUUUUAGCAAUCCUCCAGCUAUCUUAGUAAUAGAUGGAACAUAUAUAUACAUCCAGAAGAGUGGGAACUUCCAGUUUCAGCGGCGUAGUUACAACACUUAUAAGAACCGACCUCUAGUCAAGCCAAUGGUGUAUGUGACUACAACAGGCUAUAUUGUGUCUGUCAUGGGUCCUUAUUUAUCUGAUUCCAAGAAUAAUGAUGCUGGGAUUAUUAAACAUGCAGUACAAGGAAAUAUGGAAAACAUGAUGAACUGGUUAACAGAAGAAGACAUCAUUGUUGUUGACAGAGGAUUCAGAGAUGCAGUAGAAAUGCUUCAAGACCUAGGAAUUAAGUCUGAGAUGCCAGUGUUUUUACCUAAAGGUCAAAAGCAGUAUACUACAGUAGAGGCAAACACAUCACGGCUUGUCACAAAGGUACGUUGGGUGGUAGAGUCUGUGAACGGCCGGAUUAAACAAUGGAAAUAUCUUUCCAACAUUGUACCCAACACACAGAUUCCCUAUAUUGGAGACUUUGUCCGCAUAGUUGCAGCGUUAUGCAAUAAGUACAGACCUCCAUUGAACAGUGCAGACCAUGAUGCUGAUCAGAUCCUAGCUGCUAAAAUGAGAGUACUGGCAAAGGACAAGAACAGUUUGCAGGAACGAGUUAGAGAAGAAAGUCUAGACAGAAGAACAGCAUCAUGGAAAAGAUUAGAGGCAGAUGAUGCAGUGGUUGAUUUCCCUUCCUUAUCUGAGGAUGACCUGCGUAACAUCACUUUGGGUGUUUACCAGCUAAAGAUGGCCCGCAGCUACACCCAUGAACACUUAGAAAAUGGUGAUUAUACAUUAAUGGUUGAUGAGAGUAUCUCCGGUAUCAUUCGUGUGUCUAUUCAAAGUCGUCACAUCUCUGCCAAAAAAUAUUUGCUGUGGGUUGAGUAUGACCAGGUACUUGUUAAGUCUUGGUAUUGCCAAUGUCGAGCUGGAUCACGUGUUGUUGGAGCUUGUGCCCAUGUAUCUUCUGUACUGUGGUAUCUCGGGUAUGCUAGACACCUUGAUAAAAUCUCUGGGGUGAGAAAUUGGACAGAAUUUCUUGCUGAUGCUGCAGUCCCUGUUCUGAUGGAUGAUUCUGAUGGAGAAAGUGAACCAGAGGAGUGAACUGACUGAUUUACAUCUAGUUUUGUGACACCAGUAUAUUAGAUUGAAGUUGAAAUGUAGACCGGUCAUGUAUAAAGAAAUAUGUUAUAUAUCAAUGUCCUUAAACUAAUCAAAAAAAUUGAAAGACUCUUCUUUGUUCAUGUUAUAUACUAGUUGUAAUUUGUAACAUCUCUGUGGAAACCCUCAGCUUUAUAAUUUGAAAAAUCUGUCACAUCCGUCUCCAUUCAGAUAAUGUUUGAUAUGUUAUCAAAUAUCAUACUAGAAUAUCUAUAUCUCAGGAGAUGAACUUUAUAAUCUUUAUAAAAGCAUGCAUGUGUUAUUUAGAAUUGAGUACCAAGAAUUUAUUACUAUUUCGCAUGUUCUUUAUUUAGAUCUACAAGGGUAUUAAUCAUUUUGUCAAAGCGAAAUGAUGUAGCUAUGUUCAAGUGAUAUGUAAAUAGUUAAAUUAGACAUUAUGUAUUAAAUAAUAUAAUUUCCACAGGUUUUCUUGUCAUAAUAUUGCUACUGUUCGCUUAAAAUGCAUGUACCAGAUAGUUUAUAUAGGGUUUAAACACUAGAUUAUGGAGCAGUGUGUGUGUUCAUAUGUUAGUGUUUGGUGCACAAGAGUAAAUCAAUCUGAUACAGUGUAUUUGUUUAUUUGAAAGUGCAAAGACUAUGUAAAAAUGGUUUUAACUAUGUAUGUCAGAUGUGUAAGUAGUAAUUGGAGAGUCUAAAAAUUGAGAAUGAGUACUGUAAAGAUGACAGGGAUUCAUAUACCUUUAUACCAGUACUGUUUUAUUAUAACACUAAAGCUUGAUACUGUCACAUCCUAUCAAUGAAUAAUUUUGUUUAGUAUGAGUGAAUGUGAAGGACUCUAUUAUUAUGGUAUUAGUGAAUGUGAAGGACUGUUAUUAUAGUAUGUGUGAAUGUGAAGGACUCUUUUGUUAUAUUAUGAGUGAAUGUGAAGGACUCUAUUAUUAUAGUAUGUGUGAAUGUGAAGGACUCUUUUGUUAUAUUAUGAGUCAAUGUGAAGGACUCUAUUAUUAUAGUAUUGGUGAAUGUGAAGGACUCUAUUAUUAUAUUAUGAGUGAAUGUGAAUGGCUCUAUUAUUAUAUUAUGAGUGAAUGUGAAGGACUCUUUUGUUACAUUAUGAGUGAAUGUGAUCUAGAUUUGUUAUAGUGAUGUUUCUGUGGUAUUGGAUAGAAUGAAAUAUUUAUACUAAGUGUUUUAUAGACAGUUACGGUCUCAAAUUAAAAUGUUUGUGUAAUGUUGUAUAACUUGUUUGUAAUAUUUCUUUUCUCUUUCAUAAUGCAAAGUUCAUUCAAGCUCAGUUGUGCAUGCAACAGGUAAUGGUAAAAUACAGUUAAAUUAAAUGUAUACAUAAAAAUAUGUUUCAUCCAACAUUGUUGGUGUUCAGCAGGUUGAACAAACUUUGCAUUUUAAUUCACAUGGAACUGAUCAGGCUGUGUAUUGAAACAGUACAUGUAUUUCUGCUGUCACAGAUAAACUAGUAGCAGAAUUAAAGCAAAGAGGGUUAAUUUCAACAAUUAAUAUUUCAAACAUGGGUCAUACAUUGAACCUGAUUUCUGUAUUUGGUGGUAACAUAUCUGCCAGUCUGUUCUAAAAGAAUGAUAAAUCCACAGUUAUCAUAAAAAAGCACACUGCGUAUUGCUUAAGCAACACAUGUCCCCUAAGGCUCUUCUAGAAACAGUAACAGUGACCUUGAUACAAAAGCUCUGGAAUUGAAAUUGGAUGAUACAUUAUGGUUUCAUAUAUCACUGUGUGAAGUUUGAUCAAAAUCCCUAAAGGAGUGAAGUCACUAGAGUGCUGACUGACUUUAGCAUUAUGACAUAUACAGUUGAAUACAUAUAUGCAUGUCUGUAUAAGAUGGGCUGACAGAAAAUCUAGUCUCCCAGGUUUCUCUGGUAGGGUUUAUACUUUUAAUUAAGCUGUAUUAUGGAUAAGGAUAAUAAGGGUAUUAACAAAGAGAUCAUAGUUAGUCAAAUUAAGAUUCUUGUAACAUUCAAACAUUUAUCUCUCCAUUUCAUUGAAAUUUUCUUGCUGUUGCUAUGGAGAAAAAAUGGUUGCUAUG
This is a messenger RNA of Pecten maximus, 4304 nucleotides long. RefSeq lists its product as uncharacterized. The record is from RefSeq and is a predicted model, not a curated record. NCBI's taxonomy places the organism in Eukaryota, Metazoa, Mollusca, Bivalvia, Pectinida, Pectinidae. Bases 137 to 2233 code for a protein of 698 amino acids. The transcript is spliced from 2 exons.